Messenger RNA from Acytostelium subglobosum LB1, 498 nucleotides. RefSeq lists its product as hypothetical. The annotation marks the transcript as partial. The record is from RefSeq and is a predicted model, not a curated record. NCBI's taxonomy places the organism in Eukaryota, Evosea, Eumycetozoa, Acytosteliales, Acytosteliaceae. The transcript has a single exon.
CAGUUUGCAAGGCUGGAGGACGUGUCGGUGGCAGAAACAGAGUCGGGGAUGUUGCGUGAUAACGUUCCAUUCCCAGAGGUGCUCAUCGACGAGCGCGACAGGUUCAUGGCCAGCACACUGCGAGACACUCCCGGAAAGACUAUCGUGGCAGUGGUUGGCAAGGGCCAUGUACAUGGUAUAACACAGUUUAUGGACAGGGAUCGCGAUGUGGACAGCUACAAGCUUAGGCAGUAUCUAGAGGAGACAAAGGAGCCAAGUGCACUAUCAAAGUAUGGCUAUCCAGCUACCGUGGCAACAGUGUUGGGAGCACCGGCCAGCAUUGCCAUGGGAUCAAUUUAUACAUUCAGACGCUUGGUGUUGGGGCGAAGGACUAGUCCGGCCAUCUUGGCAGCCGGAUUCAUUGGAUGUGUUGGCGCCGAGCUGGCGCUGGCCUCAUAUUGCAUCAACAGAGUAUAUCGUAAACUGGACGACAUGUGCGAGUAUGCAGAUACAUUAAAG